GAGGCGCCUGGUGGAGGGAAGAUGAUCACGUUCAAUCGGCCAGAUGAUACCUUCUUCCAUGUUAUAUACGGGCAGGAAGAGCGUACUGUCGAAUCGCAAGAGCCAACUGGUACACAUGAGCAACAAGGCCCCUUUAACACGGCCUUUGAGAAACCACGAAAGGGCAAAUUCCAACGCUACCAUCCCGGGCCAGCCCUCGUCCACAAAAUCGGCCACUUCGGCUACGUCGUCCCCGACUUUGACCGCGAAUUAGCCUGGUACACAGACAACUUCAACUUCGUCCCCUCCGACAUCCUCUACCACUGGGACUUUUCCAACAUUGACGUCCUCACAUUCAUGCAUCUCGAUCUGGGGAAGGAAUAUUCCGACCACCACGUCUUCUUCAUGCAGCGGGCUGAACCACACGUUAAGAAAACCUUUCUCCACCACACCUCGUACGAGGUUACAGACUUUGACACGCAGCUUAUCGGCCACGACUGGCUAGCGAGGCAGGGGUGGAAGAGUAUCUGGGGCGUAGGGAGACACGUGCUUGGAAGCCAGAUAUUUGACUAUUGGGCUGAUCCGAGCGGAUUCAAGAUCGAACAUUAUGCUGAUGGGGAUUUGGUGAAUGAGGAUACGCCUACGGAGAGGGAUUUAGUUGGGCCAUUUUCUGUUUGGGGACCGGAGGUGCCUGGUGAUUUUAAAGAAAAGGGAGCAUGAUGAUGGUUGAUUGACUAGAUGAGAUGAGAAUACAAAUGCAGAUGGUUACUCGACAAGACCAACAAUUCUACCAGAGACAUUCAUCGGACCGUGUUUCGUGUAUCCAACCCCUAGGUCCUUCACAAUCCGGAUAUCUUCCAAUUCAGUGUUAUGCAAGUC
Aspergillus wentii DTO 134E9 is the source of this 858-nucleotide messenger RNA. RefSeq lists its product as uncharacterized. Lineage: Eukaryota; Fungi; Ascomycota; Eurotiomycetes; Eurotiales; Aspergillaceae. The annotation marks the transcript as partial. Gene Ontology annotation, biological process: L-methylmalonyl-CoA metabolic process. The record is from RefSeq and is a predicted model, not a curated record. The transcript is spliced from 2 exons. Gene Ontology annotation, cellular component: mitochondrion. Gene Ontology annotation, molecular function: methylmalonyl-CoA epimerase activity.